Messenger RNA from Seminavis robusta, 2569 nucleotides. The record is from the annotation of a GenBank genome assembly. Lineage: Eukaryota; Bacillariophyta; Bacillariophyceae; Naviculales; Naviculaceae.
GGUUUCCUGGUUCCAUUGUUACUAUUCUACUGUAGCCAGUAUUUUCGUAACCUGACACUCUGACACCAUGAGCAGUCGACGUUCGUCCGGGACAUCGCCUCUGCUGCAACAAGGCAGUAGUACACUGAGCAGCCGAUCGUCUUCGCCCGACGAGAAUACUGUGUCGAACUAUCUGUCUGCCAGUGACCUUCCUGUGGGCAAAUUCAAUGGGUACCAAAUUUGGGAUCGUGAUCCCACCUCGGAAACUCUCAAGAUUUUUUAUACUGGUCUCACAGUCUUGGGUCUGCUGUACAUGAUCUUUUCAGCGGCUGUCAUUACGACGCUGUUUCGUGUGGAUACUAGUUGGGACCACACACAUGGCUUGGACUUCCAGAAUAAAAAUGUGCUAUUGGGCUUUCCGGAAUUGAUUUCCGCCACCUUGAAUCUUCCCCUGGCCAAAGUUUGGACCAUACUGUACACUACCCUGGGCGUCUAUGGCUUGUUGGUUGUGGCCGACAUUGUAUUAGGCUUCACAAGUUCCAGCAGCAACAACAACAACAAACGCACACAUCCAUGGCCGACGGCCUGGAAGACGGACAAUACCCUGUGCUACCACGACAUGUUUGCAGAACCAACCCGGUUUGGACGGCUAUUGAGACGACCCGGCAAUACGCUCUCCAAUGGUACCUACUUGUUGGCAUCCUUGUGCGUUCUCUGGUCGAGUCUCUUUCACCGCCAGAGUGUCUUUUGGAUGUCGGACAUCCUCUACGGGAUCAUGCUAUUUCUCCUCGCCGUCUUUUCCAAUCUGUGGCACGCAUCCAAUGCACCCUGGAGUCAAUAUCCUGAUCUUUGGUCCAUGGAUAGCUGCAUUUGUUAUCUCAUUCUUCGUGAUGCCUGCUUUGGUGCCAUGUACCUAUUGCAAAAGGUAAUACCGGACUAUCAACCGCAAACGAUUGCUGCCGUGGCGUGUCUGCUGAUUUACACUGGCGCCAUUGCGGCACUCGCCAAGCACAAUUACGGAUUCUUUCAAAAAGGUUGGUUGCACGGGCAUUGUCCAUUUUCGGCUCGGGCACGGUUGACGGGCAAGGGAGAUUUGUUUGGUGCCGGACAAAAGGAUUUGCACGUGGUGACGGUGUGUGCCUUUGCCGCUUUGCCGGUGUACUACACGGCCCUUCCCACUUUGAUCAAUGUGACGUUGGCUCGUUCGACGGGAUCGGUGACAGCCACCAAUUGGGCCUUUCGAUGCUUGGUCAUCGGAUGGACCUAUCGGAUGUGGGAACGAUGGGUGAUGGAUGGUUGUGUCUUGAUGAACUGGUUUCGUCCGCCGAAAGGCAAUACGAAUAAUAGCAGCAGCAAACCCAAUCUGUUGCAGACGAUUGGUGCUGCCAUUUGUUCUCCUACGGCAGUCAUGCACUUUUUCACCGGGAUCACACUCUUGACGGGGUACAUGCAUGCCCGGUCGUGUGAGUGAGUAUGGAUGUUGCAUGAAAACGGAAGAUUCUUCAUGCAUACAGUGUAUGUGCUGAAGUUAUAGUAGAUAAAGUACACAGAUAGUAGCUAGAACACUCACAACAGAUUGCAUGGGCCUUUGCAAUAUUGUUUUGUUCUGGCCAAUUUGGGCAUUUGUUCCACCACUUGCUGAGGCGCAAACUGGUUCACUGUGAAUGGAUAUUAUAGAACGAUAACAAGCCUUUACAUUGUGUCGCUCAUGGCUGCUUCCGUUGGUGAAUGUUAGUAAGGCAGAUGGCGCAUGCAUUGAUGUUUCUACAAGAUGAGGGGGCUCUCUGAAGCAGGCACCAGGUUGUCAAUAAACGAGAGCACUUCUGCCUCCUCCGUGGCAUCUUGCGUCCAUUCUUGAACCAAUGGAUGUGAUGUCACCGUUUUAAUGUAUUGCUGAGACUCGGGAGAGAUGUGCUCCACAAUCCCGUAGGACACAAACCGAAGAGCGACCGGAAUGAACAUCAAAUCGGCAAUGCAAGGAUCCUUGCCAAACAACCAGGGACCCUCCGCAGCAACGGAAAGACGACAAGUUUUCCAAAUCUCAUCCACACGGUCAAUUUGUGUCUUGCAGAGUGCCGUGAGUUUGUUUUCCGUCAUUAAUUGUCGUCUCACCUUUAGGUUUUGGGGCAGCUCAUCGCGAAUAGCCAGGAAGCCAGAGUGCAUUUCGUACGAAAUGGAUCGGGCCAGAGCCCUGGCAACCUUGUCUUGCGGCCAUGCCACUGCCGUGGAAGGAUGGGUCUCCAGGAUGAAUUCCAUAAUGGCAAGAGAAUCCCACACGGACAUUUCUUGAUUUUGAACGACAGCAACCAAGACGGGGACUCGACCGGCGGGAGAGUGUUCCAACAACUUUCCCUUGUAGCCGGGGACAAAGAGCGGGAUGCGGAUCUCUUCAAAAUCAACAUCGGCAAGCUUGAGACACAGCCAUGCCCGAAGCGACCACGACGAAUAGUUCUUGUUGCCGAUAAUCAACUUGUAUGGUGUCGUCAUGGUGUCACUGGCAGAAAAACUGAAAGCAGGUCCAAUCUCAAAAAGAAGGAAACAGAACAGCGACCCAAUCAAAGGAAACCCAAAGACCAGUCUCUUCCGCAAC